Puccinia graminis f. sp. tritici CRL 75-36-700-3 is the source of this 1656-nucleotide messenger RNA. RefSeq lists its product as uncharacterized. Lineage: Eukaryota; Fungi; Basidiomycota; Pucciniomycetes; Pucciniales; Pucciniaceae. The transcript has 2 exons. The coding region runs from base 1 to 1656 and encodes 551 amino acids. The record is from RefSeq and is a predicted model, not a curated record.
AUGCGAUUCUCAAGGAUUACGAAAGAUAAAGGUUUUGGUGCUCGACACCGUGACAUCCUCGCCUGUGCCAUUGGUGUGGCCUUUGCUUGUAACUCGGCUUUGGGUGAAUUGGGAUUUGAUGUUGAAGAUCUGUUUCAUGACUGGACAUAUGAGCCCCCCAAUCUGGACGACAUCUGGCGGCAACCCACCAGUCCGGCUCCCGAAGUCCAGCUUACCAGCCCUUGGAACGCUCAACAUACACCGACAUGGACCCCGCAACACAUCGAGCCACCAAGAGCUGCAGGCUCGGAGGCUAGAAAACGAGACUUCGAACUUGGCCCAAGUACUUUCAAUCCUAGUGCAGCCUCUCUUCCCCUCACGCCCCACAAUGAACACCGUGCGGGGCUCGGUUCAAAUCAAUCCGACCAGCGACCAGCCGGGAGUCUUAUGAAUUUUCCCGACAUUUUGCAAAAUUUUCACUUUUCGCGACUGGACGGACCUUUUACAGACUCUGUAUCAGUUAAUCCAACUUGGAACCCUAGUACGCACGGUACUCUAUCACAGGUUCACAUCAAUCAAGAGCCAACCAUUCCUACUUGGCAAUAUUCGCAAGCCGCUGCUGCCGAUGCUCAAAAUCAUGAAUUAGACUUGUGGCAUCUUCCCUGGUCCCCAGCUCCAGAGUUUUCUCCUCAGCUACCAGCAAGUAAGAGGCCUAAGACACAGCGAAAGCCAUCUUCAAUCAAUAUCGCAACAGAGAAUUCUUUCGAAAAAAAGCAUCGGGAGGCGCACCACAAUCUGGAAGCUCCAACCGAUCAAAACGCAAACCAACUUCCGGCCACGUUGAAUGGCGCAGAUGUAGUGAUUAAAAAACCAGUGCGUACUAAAUCAAGGAGGACUCGAAUUAACGCGCUCCCGGAAACACCUCAAAUUAAUCUGGAUCCGACGUUUCCUGCAAGUACCGCCAGUGCUCUUUGGAGCUCUAGCACAAAUACAUCCCCGGAAAAAACGAGUCAGCUGACAGGACCGGAUGCUCUAAAAUUUGAAAGGCUGGUGUUCAAGGAAGAGACGUUUAAAUAUACAGGCCUCUGGCCGGAUCAUUAUAUGCAUAGAGACAAAAUAAAACGCUUGAAUCGGGCGGUAAGAUACUUUCCAGAGUAUGACGGGCUAUUCAUGCACAAGGAUCGACCCAAAGAAAACGCCUCACUCAUCGAGAAAUUUACACAUCGUGAGAGCGCCCCCGCAACUGAGCCUCAGGACUAUGUUCCACUAUCACAGGCUAAAAGAGAAACCGCUAGGCAAAAUUUCUGGAGCAAUUCGAGUAGAACAAUGCUCCCUUUGAAUUAUCUCUGGCUACGAUUCUGGGAAAACAGGAGCGGAAUGAACUUACACAUGGACUUUCGAACACUGGAAAGAGAUCUGCACCCAAACCCCAACGAUUUUUUCAUCUUAUUCCUAUUUUAUGUCGACAUGAUUCAUACGAUAACUGAGAGAGACAGAGAUCCAGCUACGGAAAGAGAAUUUUUCCAGCACGCAGUGAAUGCCUUUCAAGGAUACAGGAAAUCAGACCAAUUCAAGGAAAAAAUUAAGCAACGCCUCUACAUCUUCAAAGAUGUCAAUGAGGAGGGUCAAACAGAGCAAUUUAGCACAAAUGAGUUUGGUAAAAGGUUUCUUCAAUGA